This is a messenger RNA of Triticum aestivum (bread wheat), 2020 nucleotides long. RefSeq lists its product as uncharacterized. Bases 95 to 1456 code for a protein of 453 amino acids. Lineage: Eukaryota; Viridiplantae; Streptophyta; Magnoliopsida; Poales; Poaceae. The transcript has a single exon. The record is from RefSeq and is a predicted model, not a curated record.
CCCAAGAAAUCUCGAUCGCGAGUGAGGCAAUGGGCAGCAUCGAGCACAUGGAAGCUCCCGGCACUGUCCUGAACUCCUGAUCGUAUCCCGGCGCAUGGUCCGGCCGUCGAGCCGUGGCUGCACGCCGUCGGAGGUCAUCCACUUAACGCCAUGGGACCUCCGCCUCCUCACCAUAGACCACAUCCAGAAGGGCAUCCUCCUGCCCAAGCCCCCCGUCGGCGGCAAGCGCCUCGUAGACGCCCUCGCGUCCUCCUUGGCGCGCGCCCUGGACCGGUACUGCCACGUUGCAGGCCGGCUCGCCGUCGAGGAGCUCGGCGACGGGACGGUCACCGUCGCUCUGCGCUGCACCGGGGAAGGCGCCGAGCUCGUCCAUGCGGCGGCGCCCGGCGUGGCCGUCGCGGACCUCGUGGGCUCGGUGCACACCCCAUCGCCGGUGGUCUGGGACUUGUUCUCGCUGAACGGUGUGCUUGACGCGGACGCGGCCAUCGAGUCUCUCCCCGUGCUGUCUGCGCAGGUCACUGAGCUCGCCGACGGCGUCUUCGUGGCCGUGUCCAUGAACCACUCCGUCGGCGACGGCACCUCCUUCUGGGAGUUCUUCAACGCAUGGUCGGAGAUCCACCGACACCGAGGCGACGUCAAUGGCAACGGCCUAAACAAGGUGAAGAUGGUCUCGACGCCCUCGCCGGUGCUCGCGAGGUGGUUCGUCGAGACGAGCCCCGUGCCGAUCCCCUUGCCGUUCAGCAAGCUGCAGCACGUCCUGCGGCGGUUCGAGCUCCCGCCGGUGCGAGAAGGCUUCUUCACCUUCUCGGCCGCGAGCGUGAAGAAGCUCAAGGCGAGGGCGAACGCCGAGAUGACCGGCGUGGCCACGGCGACCAUCUCGUCGCUGCAGGCCCUGCUCGCGCACCUCUGGCGGGCAGUGUGCCGGGCUCGGCGCCUCGCACCGGGGCAGGAGACGUUCUACGCCGUCAUCAUCGGGUGCCGGGGGCGCGUGCGCGGCAUCCCGCCGGGCUACGUGGGCAACGCCGUGGUGCCCGGCAGGGCGGUGUGCGCGGCCGGCGAUGUCCUGGAGAAGGGGCUGGGCUGGACGGCUUGGCAGCUGAACCGCGCCGUGGCGUCGUUCGACGAGGCGGCGCUGAGGGGGUUCCUGGAACGCUGGGUCCGGGAGCCGACGUUCUCGUUCACCGGGGACCUGUCGUCGGCGGCGGCAGGGGGCGCGGGGCUGGAGACCGGGAGCUCGCCGCGGUUCGACGUGUUCGGGAACGACUUCGGGUGGGGACGGCCGGUGGGCGUGCGGAGCGGCCUCGGCGACAAGACGGACGGGAAGGCGACGGUGUUCGAGGGGCCGGAGCGGGGAGGGAGCAUGUCGCUGGAGGUGUGCCUGGCGCCGGACGCGCUGGAGAGGCUGGUCGCGGACCACGAGUUCAUGGACGCGGUGACCCUUCCCGCGCGCGUGUGACCCUUCCCGCGGGCGUGUGACCCUUCCAGCUGAUGAGGGAUUGCUCGGCUUGCGGUGUAGUGUCGCGUGCGCGUAUGCAUUGCCAUGUCAUCACGUCAAAACAUCCUUUCGUGUCCUCUUUUUCUCCAUGGCCAUGCAACUGCACGAUUUAGUCGUGGCAAGCGCCCACCACUUCUCUUUCUCUAUUUUUUUCUUCAAGUUAUCGCUCACUUCAUUCAAAUCAAAUGGUAUUUACUCCCUCUGUAGAAAAAUAUAAAAGUGUUUAGAUCACUAAAGUAGUGAUCUAAACGCUCUUAUAUUUCUUUAUGGAGGGAAUACAUCCUUAAUCUGUUCAGCUAGAAGGAAACUAGGAGGGUCUCCAUGCCAGGAAAUUACAUCAUGAGGAUCAUAAGAACUUCUAGCUAAGGCAUGUGCCACACCAUUUACUUAUCUUCAACAAUGUGUGAAGGAUACUGAUGCAAAUCCGGCAGCCAAUGGUCCUGCCCCGGGCCAACUGUGGUGCUACAUUGUUCAACAGUGGUGAAUAGUAUUACUAUGUCUACAGUUAACAAAGGAUUUUGCUGA